AAAUUUUUAUGCUUGUUGUGCUUGAGUGGUUUUGGUUAGCAGGGUUCUCUUUUCCGGUUUAUCGUCUUUCUUUCCUUUCCGAAAUUCGUCGAGAGUAAGUCGACAUGAGUUCCCUAAAGUUGCAGAAAAGGCUUGCAGCCUCUGUUAUGCGAUGUGGCAAGAAAAAGGUUUGGUUGGAUCCUAAUGAAAUUAAUGAAAUCGCUAACACCAAUUCUCGUCAAAAUAUCCGGAAAUUGAUUAAGGAUGGUUUGAUUAUUAAAAAGCCCGUUGUUGUUCACUCGCGGUACCGUGUUCGUAAAAACACAGAAGCUCGUCGCAAAGGCCGCCACUGUGGAUUUGGUAAGCGCAAGGGUACUGCGAAUGCUCGCAUGCCCACUAAGUUGUUGUGGAUGCAACGUCAACGCGUUUUGAGACGUUUACUCAAAAAAUAUAGGGAUAACAAAAAAAUUGAUCGUCACUUGUACCAUGACCUGUACAUGAAGUGCAAGGGUAAUGUUUUCAAAAACAAACGUGUACUGAUGGAAUACAUUCACAAAAAGAAGGCAGAGAAGCAGCGCAGUAAAAUGCUUGCAGAUCAAGCAGAGGCCAGACGACAUAAAGUACGUGAGGCCAGAAAACGCCGCGAAGAAAGAAUUGCAGCAAAAAAGCAGGAACUUUCCAAAUUGCACGCUAAAGAAGAUGAGGUAGCGGCACAAGCCGCAACAACUGCUCCUAAGAAAUAAAACAAAAUAUGCUAGAAUGGUAUAUUAAAUGUUUUUAUUGAACUAAA
Messenger RNA from Ceratitis capitata (Mediterranean fruit fly), 769 nucleotides. It is a transcript of the gene RpL19, whose product is annotated as 60S ribosomal protein L19. Gene Ontology annotation, molecular function: structural constituent of ribosome; RNA binding. Bases 105 to 722 code for a protein of 205 amino acids. Gene Ontology annotation, cellular component: ribosome; cytosolic large ribosomal subunit. NCBI's taxonomy places the organism in Eukaryota, Metazoa, Arthropoda, Insecta, Diptera, Tephritidae. The transcript is spliced from 3 exons. Gene Ontology annotation, biological process: translation. The record is from RefSeq and is a predicted model, not a curated record.